AAACAGUCGACUGACUAGAUGACAGUAGGAGGAGUUGGGAGCUAUCAAUAAAAGCAUUCUACUCUUGGAUUAAUUUACUUUGAAACCUCAGGGAUAUAGACAACCCCUUUCCUUACACAUUGAGGACAAGAGAACAACAAAAACAGAGAUUUACGUGAUGCCUAUAGCUGGAGCCAUGUCCCACAUAAUACCCAAUCACAUUCUGAGGGUGGGUCAGAGUACCUGCCUGGACUCCGCUCAUGAGGCGGCUCUGGGGUGCAGUCCGAGCGCCAUGAUGGACUCCAACGGGAGUUGCAGUGAACAGGAUGACCUGGACAUCUCACUAAAUAACUUGAACCAGCUCAUUCUGGAACUGGACCCCACGUUUGAGCCCAUCCACUUCAACAAGAGGUCCCAGUCCAGCAGCCUCCACACAGAUGACUUCUCUCCAGAUGAAGACGUCUCCAACUGUGUGCUGGUCCCCAGAGGCUGUUCUCCAAGGAACAUCUCCACCUCCGUCUCCCCCUCCUGCAGCAUUCCCAUCCCACUGUCCUCUGCUUCUGGCUCCAGGUGCAGCCCCCAAGGCUCCCUGGUGUUCUCUGAUGCCUCCUCUCGCCCCCCACUGCCGUGUGGAAGUGUCGUCCGCCGGCGGCUGCCCUCAAUGCAGGGAGGCGAUGUGGGCAUGUGUUCAUCCCCGGUUACCCUGCGCAUGUCACACUCUCACAGGAACAGUGCCGUCUCGAUGCUCUCCACGUCGCCCGGCUCAGAAACCAGUUACAUGAUGGGCAGCUAUCAGUCAUUGCUCAGUGACAGUGAAGGCGACAGCCCCGAGUCUCUCCUCCUCUACCGCACAUCCAGCUCCUUCAGCGACGUGUCCAGGUCCUCGACCAGGCCGUUCACCAACAAGCCUUUGCCGACCGGCCCAUCACCACUCGGCCACUUCCAGGGGAUCCACAGCAGCCCUCACAGCAGCCCUGCCUCCCUGGCCGGUUCACUGACAGACAUCCCUGUGGUGUUGGUCAAUGGAGCUCCAGAGCGGGAGCUCAGCCCCCAGUCACCUCCAGAGGCAAUGGUCCCAGACGUAAAGAUCAAGCAGAGGCCCAGCUCCAGGCCAUCCUCGCCAUCUCCCUCUCACUCUUUCCAAGGCAAUCAGCACUCGAUGAAGUUUGUCAUGGACACUUCUCAGUUUUGGUUCCGCCCACACAUCAACAGAGUUCAGGCUGAGGCCAUAGUGAUAGAUAAGGAGCCGGGGACCUUCGUGGUGAGAGACAGCACGUCCUUCAGAGGCUCCUUCGGGCUGGCUAUGAAGGUGGACCAGGUGCCCAUCAAUAUAUCCCCUACUGGCCAACCAGCGGAAGGCAGCUCAGAGCUCGUGAGGCACUUUCUCAUUGAAUCGUCGGCCAAGGGCGUCCGUAUCAAGGGCUCCUCACAGGAACCAUACUUUGGUAGUCUGUCUGCCCUGGUCUUCCAACACACCAUCACUGCAUAUGCCCUACCCUGCAAACUUCUGCUCCAGUCACAUGAUCUGAAUAAAGGACAGGAGGGAACAACUGACAGGUCAGCACCAGAAGACAAGACAAAGACUGCUUGCAAUUUCCUCUACCUGAGUGCAAUCCCCACUGAGAUGUUGACAGGGCCAUGCGCUGUACAAAAGGCUGUGUCCUCCACCUUCACGAUGGACCAGGGCACCAUCACACCCACCAUAGUCAACCUGAAGGUGUCACCCAAAGGUGUCACUUUGACAGACAUCCAGAGAAAACUCUUCUUCAGACGUCAUUACCCUGCACACCUGCUCAGCUACAGUGGUGAAGAUCCAGACAAGAGACUGUGGCACAAGAGUUCCAAACCAGCAAGGAUAUUUGGUAUAGUGGCAAAAGGCACUGAAGCGGGUAUGGAGAAUGUGUGCCAUGUCUUCGCAGAAUACGACCCUCUUCAGCCCUGUAAUCCGACCAUUGAGUUGACACAGGGCAUCAUUUUCAAACCAUAACAUCACUCUGUCCAGUUUGGGAAGGUGAGAUAAGACAAUAUCACCAGACUGAAUGCCGGAAACCCCUGAAGUCACUUCCGUCAACGAGGGCGCCCAGAGCCAGACCUGAUACAGAUACUCUGAUGUGUCAUAAAGACACGUAACAGGGAUUCCUGUAGCAUGUUGCAGACCUGAUGACCCACUGAGGCCAAAAAGCUUUAUUUCCACCCAAGCUAAGAUUGUGGUGUCCGUUCAUAAAAAUGUGGUACCCCAAUUAAUUUCAUACAAGGUAGGAAGAUACUGUAGAUUUCAAAAUCGAUAGGUCAUAGAUGUUGCAAGCAAUAACAUUGUAUAGUUUGGAUGGAAAGGGUUCCACAAAGUACACUGCUGAUGAACUGUAGAUCAGUACCUUAUUUAAUAGUCACCCCCUGGUUAUGUUGGAGGGGACAGUAAUUCGAGCUAUCUUAAUUUCUACAGGAAACUGUGAUAUAAAUCUGUAGUAGUUAUCAUAACGAGGUUGAAAAGCACUAGAGGUUCAUUAGAUAAGUAGAGAUAUCCUCUCGGGGACAAAUUCUAACUUGAUAUCCAUAUGUCACUGCAUUUUGGCACAACUCUCCCAUUUACACUAAUGCAUGAGAAAAUGCGAUUUAUGGGCAUGCAAGUUAGAAUUCGGCCCUAAUAUGGGUAAUUUGAUUAUGUAUAGCCUAUUGCUAUGCUUCAUGACAGAAUUAUAUUUUUUCCUGCACUAACUUUAUCAUAUCUAUUUUCUCAGAUGUUGUAUAUUCUUGUGUAUUAAAUACAAAACGUAUCUAUUUCAUAUUUUGUCAUAUUUAUUUGAUAUGUAGGAUAGUAAUAAACUUAAAGUGAGAAGAG
Molecule: messenger RNA, 2818 nt
Organism: Oncorhynchus tshawytscha (Chinook salmon)
Lineage: Eukaryota; Metazoa; Chordata; Actinopteri; Salmoniformes; Salmonidae
Product: tensin-4-like
Exons: 13
Coding region: 158-1966 (602 amino acids)
Molecular function (GO): protein binding
Source: RefSeq, a predicted model, not a curated record